Salvelinus fontinalis (brook trout) is the source of this 2076-nucleotide messenger RNA. RefSeq names its product zinc-binding protein A33-like. NCBI's taxonomy places the organism in Eukaryota, Metazoa, Chordata, Actinopteri, Salmoniformes, Salmonidae. The record is from RefSeq and is a predicted model, not a curated record. Gene Ontology annotation, molecular function: protein binding. The coding region runs from base 536 to 1738 and encodes 400 amino acids. The transcript has 7 exons.
UCGUUUUGCAUUCGUCAUCAAUAAAAGAGAUGGCGUAUUUUCCAAAUGCUGCGUUUUGGUCCGUCAAUCCUCCACACGAUCGUGACAUUUGUUGCGAAAUAGUCAUAAUCUUUAUGUCAGGAAGAGAAGGAAGAACAGAUGGAAACUGACCCCAGUUUGCCCUAGAUCUACCAAUAUUUAUGUUCAGUUUUAACACCAACAUUUUAUUGUUUAGUUGUCAUACUGCCCUCUCCAGACGCCCUAGUGACGAUAGUACUAAACCAACAUCGGCCUACCAAAAUAAAUACACAGCCUCUCUCUCCUAUCCCUUCCAGGCAAACCCCUCCCUAUGAAAAACGAUAUCCCCCUACAUCCCGACCCACUGCCUGAUUCUAUCCCCUGACAGAUUCCCUCUUUUGUUUCCAGAACAGCAGACAGAAAUAGAAUCUUCUCCACCGUGCAAUGCCAUAAAUCGCUGCUGCCUGCCUGCUUGCCUGUCCAUCCUGGCCAGCAGCUGUGGCUCCUGCCCCCCUCCCUCUGUUUCUCCUCAGUGUUAAUGGACCCUAGUCUUCAGCCAAGCUGCGUGUGGAGAGAGAGGGAGAAGGCUGCUGUUGAGUACCUCGUUUGCUUUCCAGUCUCAUCAGGAGAAAUUGGAAUGUACAAAAAUCACAUAAAAGACACCAACAACAAUUGCAAUAAAAGCCUUCUCCUUGACCAUAAGGAGAAGCUGAUCCAGGCUAUUAAAAGAAUAAAGCAUGAGGUAGACGAGUGCUGGGAGGCAGAGAGAGAGACGUACAUAUGGUCUGUUGGUGUAGAGAGAUGUUUUGAUAAUCUGGAACGGGAGGUCCGAGCUGAGUUCCAGAACCUCCAUCGCUUCCUGGACGAAGAGGAGACCAUGGACAUGGAGCGACUGAAGAAGGAGAAAGAGAAGAGGGUGAAGCUGCUUAGGGAGAGAGAGAAGAAGAUCGCCAUGCAGGGAAGAGAUCUAGAGAGAGGCAUUGCCACGCUGAACAACAAACUGGCCGAGGAGGAUAGUCCCAAACUGCUCAAAGAGAUUCAAGACCUCUUGAAAAGGUCCCAGGUGGCUUUCAUACCCCCUCCGCAGGUGGAUGUGGAGGUGCGAUCAGCACACUUUGUGGGGCCCAUCCAGUACAGGAUAUGGAAACACAUGAAGAGCUGCCUGUACCCAAAUAUCACCGAAGUGACCUUUGACCCAGAGACAGCCCACCCCCUCCUCACACUCUCCCCCAGCUGCACUUCUGUGUGGUUCGAGGAGGACAAAGUUAUCCCCAAGGCCUCGGAGGAGGAGCAGCCACCCAACCCCCGCUGCUUCCACUACUACUAUAGUGUCAUGGGCCGAGAAGGCUUCAUCACCGGACGCCAUUACUGGGAGGUGGAGGUGGGCUGCAAGACAGCGUGGCGGCUGGGUGUGGCCAGGGAAGACGUCCACCGGGGGGAGAUGGACUCCAGCGGGACCAGUAACGGUCUCUGGACCCUAUCCCUGAAGGGAGGGGCCAUCUUGGCCUGUACAGACCCCAAACCCAUCAAGGUCCUGGUGUCCAUCAAGCCCGUCCGGAUCGGAGUGUUCUUAGACUGUGAGAAGGAGGAAGUAGCAUUCUAUAACGCUGUUACCAUGACGCCACUGUACACAUUCUCCAUGGAAACGGUGUUCGUUCCGCUGAUCCCCUUCUAUAACCCGUGUGACACGGACGAUGGGAGGAACCUGGGUCCCCUAAAUCUCUUCAGCCCCUCUAUAUGAGAGUACAGAGAACCAAGGAGAACCAAGGUUGUACUGGAGUAUAUUUCGUUUGGGGAUGUGGUGGAGUGAUAGAUAGAAUUUGGAAAUGGUUUGUUUUAUACAGUGUGUGUUUCAGGAAUAAUUUCGUAGCUGGCAUGAUGUAAAUUGUAUCUGUUAAAAAAAUCCAAUGAGUUUAUGAUAUGCAUUUACCAGGGGAGGCUGGUGUGAGGAGCUAUAGGAGGACGGGCUAAUUGGAAUGGAAUCAAUGGAAAGGAGUCAACGAGGUUUCCAUAUGUUUGAUGUGUUUGAUACUGUUCAAAUUAUUCCAUUCCACCCAAUAAAAUGACCAUGUCGUCCCA